Sitophilus oryzae (rice weevil) is the source of this 3499-nucleotide messenger RNA. RefSeq lists its product as uncharacterized. The coding region runs from base 106 to 3405 and encodes 1099 amino acids. The transcript is spliced from 15 exons. NCBI's taxonomy places the organism in Eukaryota, Metazoa, Arthropoda, Insecta, Coleoptera, Curculionidae. The record is from RefSeq and is a predicted model, not a curated record.
UUUUUGUUGUCAUGUUUUGUUUUCUAUCAACAAUCAACAAUUAUAUUUUGUAAUGCUGUAUAAGUUUAGAGAAUCUAUUGUUUAUAGUUUUUAAAAGCUAGAACGAUGAAUUUUAUUGAAACACUACAAAAUUACUUCGACAAGCUCCCACAAACGACUGUAAUAACGCACUUAUGGAAGGAAAUAAUAAAAGGAAAGAAAUAUGAAAUUUCUCAAGACCACAUUAUUGAAUAUAGUUUUCACUAUCCUGUAGACACCGAAUUAUAUUUAGAAGAAUUAAAUCAUAAAUUUGACGAUUGUACAAAGGACGAAUUGAAAACUAUUGAAGGCAAUUUAAAGGCUUAUUUGCAAACAUUUAUUUAUUACUGUAUGAUUUCAAAUGAUCGGAUAUCUAUCCGUACAGCACUUUAUGCUGCAGAGCUGUAUUUGAAGAUAAUUAAUUUACCUCCAGAUAUUGAGAAGCUGUACUUUGAAAAGAACAUUUACAUUGUUGUUUUACAAGUUUUAAAUAAUGUUUCCCAGAAACAGAGUCUAUCAGAUAGCCAUAUAAUGAGAAUUUUGGAAUAUAUUUGUAACUACUCAUCUAAAAAUGAGAUGCCCAUUGAUUUAGUUCAAGGUACUGCAAAUAUGUAUGGUAAUAUUAUCAGAUUUAGGGUUGAAUCAGAUGAUGACAAGUUGGCUAAAUACAGUCUAGAAUGUAUAAAGAAUCUACUAGGAAUUAAAGAGCAUCCAAAAGAAAUUAAACAUAUAAUGGGAAGCAUUUUAAGGUGUUUGAGAAGUAAGGCAUGUGAAAAUAUAUCAGUAAAUCAGCGCACUUUAUCAGUAAAUGCAUCAAAAUUGUUUGUUGAAGAAGUUAUGUUUAAAGAAUUCGACCCAGACAAAUUGCAAUAUUUUAUAGAUGCCUUGUUUUCUAUUUGGGGAAUGCCAGACUUUGAUUUGAUUGGGGACUGUGUUGAUAUGAUAAACAUGUUGGAUGAAGAGAGAUACAAAGAGCUGCUAAGAAGGAUUCCCAAUUAUUUAGAGUCUAAGAAUCAUGACAAAUUUUACAUAAAUUUAAUGAAAAUUAUAUAUGAAAUGUUAUUGAAGCCUCACCCUGGGAGGUUUAAUAAAUUAGGUGUUCUGUUUUCUAUAUGUUUCAGAGAUAUUCUAAUGCAUUUAUUGAAUAAGAAACGCCAAAUACAGGAAAGAACUAUUGAAGUCCUAUCAAAAAUCUGCUUACUAGAAAAUAAUUCUAUGAUGGACAGUAUAUUUGAUGCAGUAAAUGAAACAGGAAAAUUUGUCACCAUCGAGAUUGUUGGCGUAUUUAGAGCUGUGAUAAAAAUACUAGAAAACAAUAAAUAUACAAGCAGUCCUAUUAGAAACAAGAGCAUAUUAAAUAUUCUAUCUAGGAUAUUAGUUUCAGUUAAUGUUGUUGAUGGUAAUAUAGCAGCUGAGAUAAUAUAUUUGGUAUGUAAAGAUGGAACUCCUUAUAGUAUAAAACACAUAUUGCCCAAUCUUCAUGAGCUAUAUUUGAAAUUAUCAGAGAAAUCUGAAAAACAUGUAAGACUAGCAAUUUUGAGGGUAUUCCACAAAAUGGCAAUGCAUCAAGAUACUUCUUCUGUGCAAUUUUUAGAGCAUUUAUACAACCAUACAGUAUUUUCUUCAAAUUUAAAUGGUAAAAGGUAUGGCCCUGAGUGUUAUUCAAAUUUAUUACUCUCAGAUGAAUUUGAAUAUACUAUAUUCAUGACAAAAUGUAGACAUCUAAUAAAAUAUGAUCAUGUCUAUCAUACUAUUGCCAAUUUAGACUUCAAAGAGCCUGGCCACUGUGUCCUAUUAAAUGUUCUUUUAGAGUUCAUAAAAUAUAAGGAAUAUAAUAUUCUUACUCAGUAUAUGUUAGAUAACUAUGAAGAGAUAUGUUUUGUGGACAAUGCUGGCCAUCUGUUAACAGCAUUCAACAAAAUCCUAGUUAAUAGCGGGGUAUAUACUGUUGAAUAUUUUCCAAAGUUUGAUGCAAUUCACAGCCUGCUGUGGGACUCUCUAUUUAAACAACUAUGUGGCAUUAUAAAUAUCAAACCCACGUUCGUUUUGAUAGAUAAACUAAAGAGCAUUUUACAACUGGAGGACGAUGAACCUCAAAGAUCAAAUCUAUUAACCAUUGCAAGCGAGAGAGCAUAUAGAGCUUUGUCUCUGAAUCAGUUUCAUCAGGGCUCUAUCAUGCACCUCACUGAAAUUUGUAUAUCAUUAAAAAGAGCCCCACCACCUCAAAUAUUAACAAUUUUUGAAAAUGUUAUGGACCAUCCAGACACAAUGACAUUGCUCAGGACUGAAUGUAAAGAUACCUUAAUACAGCUAAUAGCAUUUUUUGGUACAAUAUCAAUGAUGAACAGAAGUAAAAUUCCUAUAGCCUGUAAACUUUUUAGAGUGGCAUUGGAAGUAGAAGAUCCUGUAGUACAACUAACUGCUAUCAAAAUGUAUUACAAUCUAUGCACAGAAAUAACACACGAAUUUGAAGAUAUAAUAAGGUUCUGUCUAGAUCAUAUUUCUACUACACACCCAGUCCUAAGUAGGGUGUGUAUUUUAAUUUUGGAAGAAUUGAUUCAUGAUAACUACGUCCUUUUAAAUUCAGAAGACUUCUUAAGAUUUGUGCAUCGAUUGGGAUCGUACAGUUUACACGAUUUUAUGAUACACACUUUAGAAAAUAGAUUUAAGUUGUCAAAUAAACAUGACAUUGGAAAAUUCUAUAUGACCACUUUAGUAUACUUAAGUGGUUACACUAAAUUUGACAAUUACCCAAUUUCAAGCAGCUUUAAAGACGAUUUGUUAGUGAUGAGAUCAUUAGUAGACUGUCCGAACGACUUAAUUAAAUUCUUAUUUAAUUCAAUCCAAAUCAAAACAAGGUUUAAUAUUUUAAAAGAGAUGAGCUCCAUUUUCGGUGUAUUGGUCGCUGGGAAAUGUAAAGUUGACUUGGCAUUUUUCCAAUAUUUUCACUACUCUCUAUACACAUUCAAAGUAAUGUCAGGCAAAAUAGAGUUUGACUACAAAUUAAACUAUUAUGGAAAAGUCAUCAAAUGUAUAGAAAAGCAGAUUUUGAAAAAGGACCCGAAGUUUAAUGAGCUUGCAUUUUAUGGAGAGUAUGAGGCUGACGUAAGGUACUGUACUUUGUCUCUAUUAGACCUUCUGUUUUUCGCCAAAAACGAAGAAUCAAUGAAAGAUGUCUUUUAUCCAUUAUUUGAUGUGGUCCUUUGCUGGAUUGAUCAUGUAAAAUCGGAAUUAGUCCAUUAUGUGCAUGAUCAAAAAGGUAAAGAAUAUGACAACAUGCUGAAGAAAUUGGUGCACUAUUACAAAACUAACAAACAGAGAUUAGAAAACUUCAUCAACAAUCAAGAAAGUUCUCCAUUAGCUGUUUUAGUAGAAGCACCAUCAUAAUCAAAUUAUUUAUAUCAUCAUAAUCAAAUUGAUUGGCUUCCAGGCUUCUAGUAUUUUGUAAUGAUUACAGAAUAUAUCUUUUUAUACAUUUUAA